AUGUCACUGCUCGCCAGGCAGGCGAAGGAAGCCCUGAGGUCAUCGAUUCGUAGGAUUCAAGGGCCAUGUGCGUUUCCCUGCCUGAAUGGAGGACAGUGCAUUCAGUCAGAGUCAUGUGACUGCAGCUUGUAUCAGGCCACUGGACACAGAUGUCAGACAGUUCCAAACCCUGGCUUUGAGAGGGAGAUGACGUGUCGCACGUGGGGUCAGUACAACUUUGAGACCUUUGACGGCCUCUACUACCACUUCCCCGGUCGAUGCACGUACACUCUGCUGAGGGACUGUGAAGAAACCACCCAGGCCGGCAUUGUCGUCCAGGUCCACAAUGACCCAGGCUGCAGCUCUGCCCCUUACACCUGCCAAAGAUCUGUCAGUCUCUUCCUCCCGUGGGAGGGUGAAGUUCGGCUGCACGCCACCAAUGUGACCUUCAAGGGCCAAAGUUUGCAGCUGCCUCAUCACAUCCACGACCUGCAGCUAGAGCAGAUCUCCCAGUACGUUCUGGUGACGCAGCAGCACGGCUUCACGCUGGCGUGGGAGGGACGCAGCGGCUCCGUCUACAUCAAACUCAGCCCAGAGUUUGUGGGCAGAACCUGCGGCAUGUGUGGGAACUUCAACGCAGACGUCCAGGAUGACCUGAAGACGAGUUAUGGUGUGCUGACUCAUGAAAUAGAAAUGUUUGGGAACAGCUGGGUGGAGGCAGAGCCUCAUCAGACCCGAUGUCCCAUGGUGUCCUCUGGCUUCCCUUCACCCUGUGCUGCUGUCGAAGCUCAUGUCCUGCUGAAAGUGGAGGAGGUGUGUGCAAUGCUGCUGGAUCCGCCAUUUCAGAGCUGCCACGACUUUGUCAGCCCGCUGUCCUACAUGGCCAGCUGCUCCAACGACCUCUGCAUGUCGGGUCCCAACGGUGAUGUGGUAUGCCAGGUGUUCAGUGAGUACGCCCGGGCCUGUGCCCAUGCUGACCACCCACUGCACGACUGGAGGCAGCGCAUUCCUCAGUGUGCGAAGCAGUGUCCCCUUGGUCUGCAGUACAGGGAAUGCAUCAGCUGCUGCCCGGAGACCUGCAACCUGGAGCGAACAUGCAUCGACAGCAAGCUGGCCUGCCUGGAUGGAUGCUACUGUCCUGAUGGUCUGAUCUACGAGGACGGAAGCUGUGUGACGCCUUCUGACUGUCCCUGCGAGUACCACGGCAUGUUUUAUCCAUCUGGUCAGAUGCUGCAGGAGGAAUGCAACAACUGCACAUGCGUGGGUGGAGUGUGGAACUGCACUGACUACAGCUGCCCAGGCGAGUGCUCGGUGACUGGAGAUAUGUAUUUCCAAUCCUUUGACGGGCGGAUCUACACCUUCCCUGCAACAUGUCAGUACGUCCUUGCCAAAAGUCACAACUCAGGGAAGUUCACAGUCACCAUGCAGAACGCCCCCUGUGGAGCCAAUUUGGACGGGGCCUGCAUCCAAUCAGUUAACUUGGUUAUUGACGAGGAUCCAAGAACGGAGAUUACACUGAGCCACGUUGGCGAGGUCUUCAUGGCCGGACAGUACCGCAUCUCCCUGCCCUAUUCUGACGACCUCUUCCACAUCCAGGAGCUGUCGUCCAUGUUCCUCCAGGUGAAGACGGCGUUCGGCCUGCGCCUGCAGUACAGCUGGAAGGAGUUUCGCCUCUACCUGCAGGCUGAGGAGCUGUGGAAGGACGACACGGUGGGCCUGUGCGGCACCUUCAACGGCAACAUUCAAGAUGACUUCCUAUCUCCAUCAGGUAUGAUAGAAAGCACUCCUCAGCUGUUUGGAAAUGCCUGGAGAGUCUCGUCAGCAUGUUCGACCAGCCUGAGCACGCCUCAGCUCGACCCCUGUGACACACACCAGCAGGCCGUGACCUAUGCCUCAGAGAUGUGUGACAUACUGAACCAGGAUCUGUUCUCUGCCUGCCACGAGUACCUCAGUCCGACAACCUUCCAUCAGCAGUGCCGCUCAGACACCUGUAAGUGCGGGACGCCUUGCCUCUGCUCUGCACUGGCCCACUAUGCUCGCCACUGCCGCAGAUUCUCCAUCAUCGUUGACUUUCGAUCGCAGAUACCUGACUGUGCGGUCACCUGUCCUGCCACCAUGCAGUACGGCACCUGCGUCUCGUCCUGCCAGCGCCGUUGCUCCGCCCUCUCUGUCCCGCAGCACUGUGGGGAGGAGUGUGAGGAGGGCUGCGUCUGCCCUCAGGAGACCUUCUACAACCAUCGAACACACACCUGUGUGCACAGGAGUGAGUGUCCCUGCAGCUUCCUUGGAGCAGAUUACGAACCAGGAGAUGUGAUCAUGACUUCAGCAGGUGUUCAAUUGUGUCUGAACGGUAAACUGGUGUCUCAAACAACACACAGUGACAUGUUGUGUCCAGCUGGUCAGCUCUACCAGAACUGCUCAGAGGGGGACGAUGGCCUCAUGUCGGGAGGGGGUGUGGCCUGCGAGCGCACCUGUGAAUCCUACCUGCUGAACCUCACCUGCUCGACACACGAGCCCUGCGUGGCUGGAUGUACCUGCCCUCCUGGGUUGCUGAAACAUGGAGACGAGUGCUUUGAACCAGCAUCCUGUCCUUGUCUGUGGAAAGGGAAGGAGUAUUAUCCUGGUGACAGAGUCAACUCCCCCUGCCAUGAGUGUGUUUGCCAGCAUGGGACGUUCCAGUGUGUGUUUCAUCCGUGUCCAUCCAUGUGCAUGGCUUACGGAGAUCGCCACUACAGGACGUUUGAUGGACUGCUGUUUGACUAUGUGGGCGCAUGCAAAGUCUAUCUUGUAAAGAGCAGUGCUGAUGUGAUGCUCAGUGUAACAGCCGAAAACAUUGACUGCUUCGACAGCGGACUCAUCUGCAGGAAAUCUCUGCUGAUCAACAUCGGACGAUCCUUUGUAGUGUUCGAUGAUGACUCUGGGAAACCAAAUCCAUCCAGUGUGAUUGACAGGAAGCAGAGGAUGUUCAUCUGGCCGGCCGGGUACUACACAGUGGUUAAUUUUCCCGAGGAAGACGUCACCGUCCUCUGGGACCGUAAGACCACCAUUCACAUCCAGGUCGGACCUCGCUGGCAGGGGAAGCUAAGCGGGCUGUGCGGGAACUUUGACAUGAAGACAGUGAACGAGAUGCGGACUCCCGACAACAUCGACUCCCCGACGCCACAGGAGUUUGGAAACAGCUGGACUGCAGCAGAGUGUGUGAACAGUCCAGAUAUCAGACACCCCUGCAGCCUCAGUCCUCUCAGAGAGCCUUUUGCAAAGCGGCAGUGCGGCAUCCUGCUCAGUGAGGUCUUCCAGGCCUGCCACCCGGUGGUGGACGUAACCUGGUUCUACAUGAACUGCCUGGCAGACACGUGUGCCUGCAGUCGUGGAGGCGACUGCGAGUGUUUCUGCACCAGCGUGGCGGCAUACGCCCAGCGCUGCUGCCACCAGGGCGUUCCUGUCGACUGGCGCUCCCCAUCUCUGUGCCCAUAUGAUUGUGAAUACUACAACAAAGUUCUGGGUAAAGGUCCCUUCAGGCUCAUCACCUUCAGAGAUCGCACAACGCUGUUGGCAGCCAGCAGGUCCAGUGGCUCUGUGUUCCUGCAGCGGGGCAACCUCAGCGUCUACGCCGCCCCUCGAGUCCUCUCGCAGUUCAUGAUGACGCCAGGCCUCAGCAGAGCCCGCCCACAUGACACGUCACGGAUUUCCUUCGAGGCAGCCGACAGAUCGAACUACUUCCUGUACACGAGCCCCAGUGGUGAGGUGAAGCUGGCCAAGUGGGAGGACAGCGAGGCAUUCUGGGACGGCGCCACCUUCGUCCUCCACAGGAACACCUGGAUCCCCGGCUACGACUCGCUGGAGUCCCACGCAAAACCCGGCUUCUUCCUGCACGCCACGCUGGCCCGCCUCCACCUGCUCAAGUACAGACACACAGACAGCUUCCGCAAGGCCACGCUGUUCAGACUGACAGGCCCCAGCCCAGAUGCCCCGCCUGCUCCUCGCUGUCAGUGGAGGUACGAUUCCUGCGUCGUCCCCUGCUUCAAAACCUGCAGCAACCCGUCAGCUGAAGCCUGCGUCACCAUCCCACAAGUGGAGGGCUGCCUUCCUGUCUGCCCACCACACAUGGUUCUGGAUGAGAUCACCCAUCGCUGUGUCUAUAUUGAAGACUGCAUCAAGGUCCCAGUUGCUGUGCAGCCUGUAACACCGCCCACUGCUCUGCUGACCUCUGCAACUGUCACUACUUCAACAACUGCCUCCACCACCACCACCAGUGCAUCCUCCACCCCUCUCCACACUGGUCCCACCUCUAAAAUCACUACCACUACUCCUGCCGAGAGCACACACACAACCUUGUUUGAAGCUCCACCUGCUCCAGUGACUAUCCGUCCCGUAGUUCCUGAACCACCCAGAACACCAGGACCCCCAUCUCCUCCAGCAGUGCUUCCUCCUGACAGACCAGAGGUGGAGGAGCCACUGUCUACCGUCAGAGUGACUGAAGCCUCGACCACCACUGUGACAGGUACAACAGCAUGGACGACCAGAGCUGUGAGCUCCCCUACCAGCCCCUCCCGCCCCAGCACACCCAAGACGAGCAGCGCUCCGUAUGCCAUCACGGCUCUGUUCUGGGUCACCUCCUCCACCAAGCCCACCGAUCUUCUAUGGCCACCCUUCACCACCACUGCUUCAACCCUGCAGCCAUCUACCACUGUAGCACCAACCGCAAGCUCUGUCGAAGGGCCAACCACCAUCAGUAUCCCUCCUCCUGUUGUCGUGCAACCAACCAAAGAGACCACAGAGGCUACAACACAUUCAGUAGCAGUUACUCCAACUGUAACCACUUCUAGUCCAAGUCCUGCUCCAGUCUCAGAGACGUCUACAGUUACAGACAGGACCACUGCACCCAGUACAGCUACCACUGCUUACACAGUCACCACCACAAAGCUUGUCACAGUGGAGCGUCUUCCCACAACAACAACUACUACACCUGUCCCUCCUGGUUUACCAAGCACAGCCUCCACAACCUCCUCACCUCUCCCGGCUUCACCUCCUGUUGAAACAGAAACUGUAUCUUUGCCUGUAGUCACUUCAGCUACAACCACAGAAUCAGUCACACCACCUGCUCCUUUGAUCACCAGUAGAACAACACCAUAUGCAGGUCCAGAGACGACAACACCACCCGCUACCACUGAGAAGAUCCUACACACCACUCCUGCUGAACUGACAACUUCUACAACAACCAUUCCUGAGUUACCAACGUCAACCCCAAUCCUUGCUGCGCUGACUACAACUGCACCAUCUGCUCCAACCUCAGCUGCUUCAGACUGGGGAGCAACAACAACAAAGAAAGUGACUGUACUUGAAUCCACUGUGUCUGAAAUACCUGAAGCUACCACAACAACGGCUGCACCUCCACCGCUGAAGAUUACAGACAUCACAACUUCUCCUGUGUCCACCACUACGACCUAUGCUGAGAGAACCUCCUGGUCUGCUGCCGUCCCAACAGCAGAGACUUGGAGUACAACUUCAAGACCUCCAGAGGUUCCAGAAACAUCCACCAUGUCCACAGGUCCUCCUGCUACAACAAAACCAACUGUACCUCCAGAGUCUCCUACAGAAACUACUCCUGUACUACUCUUACCAACAACAGAGAGCUCCACCCAUCCUGCUACUACUGUGCGGACCUCCGAGCCUUGGCGUCCCCCCCAUUGGAAGACCUCCACCACCCCUGUCCACAGCCCCACAGUGAAGGCUACACCAGAGGUUACUUCUGAAACUCUUAUCCAUGAGUUCACUUCCACUACAACUACUGAAGUACCUCACGUUCCCAUGACGUCACAACCAGUUGUCACUUCUGCAACAUCAGCUGCUGCCACAGCCACCACCGCCAGAACCACAACGUCUCCUGAAGUCGUUACUGCAGAAAUUGCAGCCACCACAACCAGAAAACUAGCUACACCCCCAGGUCCACCUGCACCUGGUGUUCCCGAGACUCUUCUCACCACCACCUCUACAAGAGCUCCACCAGGUGUUGCCACCACCACUCUCAGACCUGUCAUUGUACAGCCGAUUACAGAGACGAGGCACCCUGUGACUGGCAGAGUGGAGGUGUCAACGAGAGCUACAACCACACCUCCUCCAUCUUUGUCUCCACUGCACACAACUACUACUUCCACCGCAGCUUCAACUAUCCAGGAAAAAGUCACCACCCGGCUGGUGUCCACUGCUAGAGCUACACCAGCGACAACAACUACCACCAUCACAAGGACGACCACCAUUAGAACGACACCCAGGGUCCCUGUGACAACAAGGGUUACCCCCAGAAUCACAACAACGGAGAGGUCAACCAGCAGGCCAGUUACUGCUAGGGUUACCAUAGCAACAAGGCCAGUAACCACCAGAUCCACUACUCUCAGCCCACCGAUUGCCACACCAAGCCCCGGCACAACAACCAUCUCAGGAGUGCCGUCUACAUCUGUCUCAACACCUGCAGAGUCGGUCACCACAGCCAGCACGACUGAACCCAUCCACACAACUACAGCGCUUCCCGUCCUGCCCCCCGUCACCACUCCACCGCCUGCUCCUACUCUAUCAACAGAACCUACAGCCGUCCCCAUAACAACGACCAUAGAGUCAGCCACAUCUGAGAAAACCAUGACAACCAAAGAGAGCGAUGUGUCACCAUCCACUUCCCAACCGGUGACACCUCCACCUGAUACUCACUGGAUAUCCACCCAGAAGCCUGAUAUUCCCACUCCUGCUACGACUUCACUCCCAGCAGCCACCUCGGUCCAAACUACUGAGCAAGACAGAGUCGAUCAUACCAGUCCAGGUGCAGUGAUGCCCCCUGAACCGGCGUCACCUUACACACCUUUAGAAACGACCAGACACACAGCAGAGGGGACGACAUCUGUGGCUGUAUCACCCACAAGGAUGUGCACACCUCCGUAUGCAGAGAUCGUGGAUGAGUGCACAAAGUACAUCUGCGUCAACAACCAGCUUGUUCUGUUCAACAAAUCUCAAAGCUGCCCCUUCACUGCCGACCCUCCCAACUGCGGCCUGCUUGGCUUUGCUGUACUGGUCAAUGGAGACAAGUGCUGCCCAAAGUGGGGCUGUCCAUGUCGCUGCUCAAUGUUUCCGGAUCUGAAUGUGAUCACAUUUGAUGGGAACAGUGUUGCCAUUUACAAGGCUGCCUCAUACAUAGUGACCCAGCUGCCCAAUGAGACCGUCAGCGUCCUGGUUCAGGAGUGUCCUGCUGAUUCAGAGUCACCACUCCUCUGGAAUUUCACCAACCUCUGUCUGGUGGCUCUCAACAUCACCCACAAAUCCAACCACAUCCUCAUCAACAGACUGCAGAGGAGGCUCUAUGUCAACUCACGGUACGCCAAGCCUCGAUUCAAAAAGUUUGGCUUUGAAAUCUACGACACAGGCAACAUGUACCUGAUCCGCAGCCCGACUGGUCUCAAGCUUCAGUGGUACCACAGCACCGGCAUGAUGGUGAUCGACAGCGACAGCUCCAGCCCCAAGCUUCACACCAUGGGCCUCUGUGGUUUCUGUGAUGGAGACCCAACAAACGACCUGACUCUGGCCAACGGCACCACAGUGGGCGUGAGCGAGGAUCCAGCUAUCUUCAUUGACAGCUGGCAGGUUCCCAACACCACCAGCUACAUCAGCCACAGCCGCCGCCGCGAGCUCAACUGCUCCACAAGCGACUGCUCCAGCUGCCUGGUCAUGCUGGAGAACAUCGCCUUCUCUCCCUGCCACGCCUUUGUCCCACCAAGCACCUUCUGUGAGGUUUGGGUUCGAGAUGCAGAGUAUGUCAACAACCAGUGUGUGGCGCUGGCUGCCUAUGUGGCUUCCUGCCAUAAAUUCAACAUCUGCAUUGAGUGGAGGAGUCCAGAUUACUGCCCCUUCCUGUGUCCCGACACUCUGCGGUAUCAGGCCUGUCUGCCCGCCUGCACGUCUCAGUCCUGCCCCAACCACGACUUCGACUCGGACCCUGACCAGUGUUCAGGCCUGACUGAGGGCUGCGUGUGCCCCGAGGGAACGCUGCUCCACCGGCCUUACUCCGCCCUCUGCAUCUCACCUGAGAAGUGUGCCUGCACUGACAGCUCGGGCAUUCCUCGUGCACACGGCGAGGUGUGGAAAGCCUCAAAGGACGCCUGCUGCAUGUACCGCUGCGACAACGACACCAUCGUUCCUGUAGAGUACAACUGCUCCAACAUGGCGGUGCCGGUGUGCCGUCGAUCAGGGGAGGUGGUCAUCAGCCUGGCCGACGACACCAGCUGCUGCCCACAGAAAGUCUGCGUGUGUAACCAGAGCCUGUGUGACCUGCUCCCUCCUGAGUGUAAAUACGGGGAGAAGCUGGUGUCGUACUACAGACACGACUCCUGCUGUCCGGACUACGUGUGUGAGUGUGAUCCUGAACACUGUGAGUCGGAUGUCCCUGCCUGCAGAGAGGACCAGACUCUGAUCGCCACCAGAGCUGAAGGCAGCUGCUGUCUCGCUCACAUCUGCAUGUGUUCUUCCUGUGUGGAGACGCCUCCUGUCUGCCAGGACGGCGAGGUGCUGACAGUGGACAGUAACACCACGGAUCGCUGCUGCCCCGCCUACCACUGUGUGUGUGAGCCGUACAGGUGUCCUCAGGUCAGUUGUCCUGUUGGGAUGUCGGUGGUGUCUGUUUCCAGUCCCAGUCGCUGCUGUCCGAACCAAACAUGUGAGUGUUCCUGUGAAAAGAUUGCAUCUCCAAAAUGUGGCCUGGGAGAGGCCGCCCAGCUGGACCGGGCCUUCCUGUCCGACCCACAGAACCAGUGUGCCUGCAAGAGAUACAAGUGUGUGCGCGAGGCAGUGUGUGUGUUUGGUGAGCGCGGUGUGCUGCGGCCAGGUCAGACUCUUGUGGAACACCAUGACGACGGCUUGUGUCACAGCAGGCAGUGCAGCCGCAGCCUCGACCCGGCGAGCGGCUUCCACCUACUGCGCACCAGCAGCAUCAACUGCUCCUCCCACUGCCAACCAAAUCAGAUCUACAUCCCUCCGAAGGACCAGACAACGUGCUGCGGUGUUUGUAAGAAUAUUUCCUGCCUCUAUGAACAUGAGAACGGGACAACACUUCUCUACAAGCCAGGGAAGUCCUGGGUGUCAAACUGCAUGAAGUUCGACUGCACGGACACUUUGUCCGGACCGACGCUCAUCUCCUACUCCUUCAGCUGCCCACCAUUCAACGAGACAGAGUGUAUGAAGAUCGGAGGAACCAUCGUAAGUUACAUGGACGGGUGCUGCAAGACAUGCAAAGAAGACGGGAAGUCGUGUCAGAAGGUGACGGUGAGGAUGACAAUCAGAAAGAACGACUGUCGCAGCAACAGGCCGGUAAACAUUGUGUCAUGUGAUGGGAAGUGUCCUUCUGCCAGCAUCUACAACUACAACAUCAACACGUACGCUCGCUUCUGCAAGUGCUGCAGGGAGACGGGGCUGCAGCGGCGUGCCGUGCAGCUCUACUGCAGCGGCAACGCCACCUGGGUCAGCUACACCAUCCAGGAGCCCACGGACUGCUCCUGCCAGUGGUCCUAAAGACACACAUUCUACACACACAUCAACACACACAUAUGGUGUUCAAUCUACAUACUCUAAAACCACAAGACAAAAGAAGAAGAUGACACCUCAGCCAUGUUGCUUUAGGAUGUUGAUAGAGUGGAAUACUGUGCUGUGAUUGGCAGGACUGCAUGACUCACACUCUCGAUCUUUCAGGUAGUCGUCCUGCUGCCUCUGCUGGCAGGGAGGUGGUACUGCAGAGCAGCUGCAAACUACAGGGCACUGAAGGUGACCUUUGAACUCUGAUAUUUACCUUACCAGGUAAGAAAAAAACGUGUCACAAAAAGAGGACAGUGUCUUUUUUAGUCAAGAUCAUUAAGAUUAGAUCAAAACAGAGGUAGUGUAUUGGAGCUGUUUCAUGGCUGUUCUGUUAAUAACAGGUAUCAAUGAUACAUAACCUCCCUUAAAAAACCCUGCAGAGUAAACUCUCUACUUUACUGCACUGCCACCUCCCUGUCAAGUUACAGAGAAAAAGUUCAGCAAAGGAAAAAGUAAGUUGAUCUUCUGUUUUUAAAUGAGAACUAAUUUCUCUGCUUGUCUCGUCAGAGCACUUCUGUGCUGUCUGACUGUAAAGGAGAAUGUUUUAGGCGAUAUAUUAAAAAGGUUUUAAAAGAGGGUGUGACACAUAUAAUCAGGAGAUGAGCCCUGAGAUGUACCUGCGAACACCUUCUCAGCUCUGUUCAUCAUCAUCAUUUGAGAUCAUAUUUUCCCAGAAUUCCUUAUGUUGUGCCUUGUUUUUUGUAAAUAACUCCUAACUUUUUAAAAUGAUUUGCAAUAUCAAAUUCUUAGAUAUUUCACUUUUAGACAGACAACAAUAAACUGUAUAUUCAGUGAUGUUAAAUAUACUUGAUAUAAUCAACACUAGUGAGGUGUAUUAACUGAUUUAAAUCCAGCUGUACGUGGAGCACUUUAUUUAUUUAUUGGAGUUUGAUAGAGCACAGCCGUUCUGAUUUUUUAUGGACGACAACACGGAGAGAGGAGAAAAAUUUGGCCAAACUAAAGAACAAACAAACCGAACAGGAUCCAAAUUUUUGAUUGGCUUUAAUCCCGAUUACAGACAGACAAAUAUUAGAAGAGCAUGGUAUUGGUUGUAGAUGGAUGUUUCUCUGUGAACUAAAUUUGUAAUGCGUUUGUUCAUAUCAAACAGACCCACUGGGAUAGUUGAG
This is a messenger RNA of Epinephelus fuscoguttatus (brown-marbled grouper), 10712 nucleotides long. It is a transcript of the gene otog, whose product is annotated as otogelin. The transcript has 53 exons. The coding region runs from base 1 to 9525 and encodes 3174 amino acids. Gene Ontology annotation, molecular function: alpha-L-arabinofuranosidase activity; protein binding. Gene Ontology annotation, biological process: L-arabinose metabolic process. Gene Ontology annotation, cellular component: extracellular matrix. NCBI's taxonomy places the organism in Eukaryota, Metazoa, Chordata, Actinopteri, Perciformes, Serranidae. The record is from RefSeq and is a predicted model, not a curated record.